This is a messenger RNA of Vitis vinifera (wine grape), 669 nucleotides long. RefSeq lists its product as uncharacterized. The record is from RefSeq and is a predicted model, not a curated record. Lineage: Eukaryota; Viridiplantae; Streptophyta; Magnoliopsida; Vitales; Vitaceae. The coding region runs from base 1 to 669 and encodes 222 amino acids. The transcript has a single exon.
AUGAUCAUCACCGUUAUCGUUACCAUCACCGUAAAUGUUACAGUCAUCGUAAUAGUUAUCGUUACUGUCACUGUAAUCAUUACUGCUACCGUCAUCAUAACCGUUAUCAUUACCAUUACUGUCAUCGUAAGCAUUACCGUCAUCGUUGCCGUUACCGUCACCGUUACUGUCACCAUCAUUGUUACCGUAAUCGUUUUUGUUUUCGUCACCGUUAUCAUCAUCGUUACUAUUACCAUUACCGUUACCAUAACUGUUAUUGUUACCUUUAGUGUUACCGUUAUCGUUUUCAUUACCAUUACCGUUGUAGUUCUCGUUAAGAUUAUCAUCAGAGCCAUCUUUACUGUCACCGUUACCGUGAUCGUGGUCGUUACAAUCACCAUUAUCAUCACCAUCACCGUUACCAUCACUAUUACGGCUACUGUUAUAGUCACCAUCACCAUCAUCUUUACCUUUACAAUUACGGUCACCGUUAUUGUUACCAUCACUGUAACCAUUGUUGUACCUAUCACCUUCAUCAUUACCGUCAUUGUCACCGUUACAAUCACCAUAACCGUAACCAUAAUCGUCACCAUUAUUGUUACAUUUACUUUUCCCGUCACCAUUACCGCCACCGUAACUAUUACCAUCAUUGUUACUGUGACGUCACCGUCAUCGUUAGCAUCACCGUGA